Molecule: messenger RNA, 2425 nt
Organism: Doryrhamphus excisus (bluestripe pipefish)
Lineage: Eukaryota; Metazoa; Chordata; Actinopteri; Syngnathiformes; Syngnathidae
Source: RefSeq, a predicted model, not a curated record
GCUUUCCAAAUUGUCCUGGAGCUAUAUUUGUGUUCAGCACAGCAGGUGACAUUAGAACAGCAGAGCAGUUGGCUUCUUCCUCAAUAUUGAAACAUUUUAAAGGGGUAUAAGUUGUUUUCUACUGUAGCAGUUUAUUAGCUGUAUGUUUUGCAGACAGGAAUAUAAACAAACAUUGAUUGCACUGUUGAAGGUGUCACUUUUUGUUGCUGCAUACUGUAUUUUUUUACAGCAGUAAUUAUUGUUUGUUUUACUCCACCACUGAACCACUGCUAUUGUAAUUGCAUAGCCGAUGUGAAAGUGUGAGGAAAAUUUUUUGUUGCUGUUUUAAGAUGGCAAAAAACAUGAUCAAGAAGUGAUGCAUAGUAAAAAAAAAAAAAAAAACAGCACUUUAGUUCAAUUUACUGCCAAGUGCCUAGAAGGAAUAAAGUCAAAUGCUUUUUGUAGGACCAUACUGAAUUCCAUUUUUUCCCUUCGCUUAUUUGUAUCAUGUUGAAUUGCAUCAUAUCGCAAGAAAUUGCAUCAUAUCAUAUAGGAUUGCAUUGAUUUGAACUAAAUGAUUAUCGCAUCAUAUCGUGAAGAAGGUGAAUCGUAUCGCAUCACCAGACAAUUCAAUGUAUCGUUAAAGUAUGGUAUCACUGGCAGUGUAUCGAGAUGUGUAUUGAAUCGUCCUCAGUGCUGAGAUUCACACCCCUAGUGUGUACCAUACCAACAAAGAACCCAGUAUGGUUCAGAGGGUGGCUAUAAUUGGUGCCGGGAUUUCGGGUCUGACCAGCAUCAAGGCCUGUUUGGAAGAAGGUCUGGUGCCCACCUGCUUCGAGAGCAGCCAUGACAUUGGUGGCCUAUGGAGGUUUAAGGAGGAGCCAGAGCCAGGGCGAGCCAACAUCUACCAGUCAGUGGUCAUCAACAGUUCCAAAGAGAUGAUGGCCUUCAGCGACUUCCCUCCUCCUGCCCACUUCCCAAACAACAUGCAUCACUCUGAGGUGAUGCUCUACCUGAGACUCUAUGCUCAGACCUUCAGGCUGCUGCAGCACAUCCGCUUGCAGACUGCUGUGGUCAGCGUGAGGCAGACUCCAGAUUUUGCCACCACUGGUCAGUGGGAGGUGGAGACCGAGAAACGUGACGGUCCGAGGCAGACUCACAUUUUUGAUGCUGUCAUGGUUUGCACAGGACACUAUACCACGCCUCACCUGCCGCUCAAAGACUUCCCAGGAAUAGAGAGCUUUGAAGGCAAGUAUUUCCACAGCUGGGAGUACCGCAGCUUUGAGGGUCUGCAGGGGAAACGGGUGGUGGUGAUCGGGAUCGGGAACUCAGGAGGCGACAUCGCUGUGGAUGUCAGCAAAGUGGCUGAGAAGGUGUUUUUUAGCACUAGGAGUGGAGCAUGGGUUAUGACCCGUUUGGGGCUCGGUGGCCUCCCACGGGACCUUUUGAUGAACUCUCGGAUAGACGCGAUGAAAAGGAGGCUCUUUCCGAGGUGGAUCAACUGGAUGACUGAGAGGAAGCUCAAUCAAACAUUUGAUCACACACUCUAUGGACUCAAACCAAAACACAGCUUCCUUUCUCAGAGAGUUGUCGUGAACGAUGACCUGCCGAUUCGCAUCAUAACAGGUCACGUACAGAUGAAGCCAAAUGUGAAACGUUUCUCUGGUUCAGCUGUGCUGUUUGACGACGGGAGCAUCGUGGACAAGGUGGACGUGGUGGUGUUUGCCACAGGCUACAGCUGCAGCUUCUCCUUCCUGCCCGCCACUCUUCAAAGCAAAUGUGGCAGACAUCGUCUCUACAGGCGCGUGAUUCCACUAGGCCACGCCCCGCAUACGCUGGCAGUGGUGGGCUUGAUCGACGGCCGCGCCGCCAUCACCGGACUGUCUGAAAUGCAGGCUCGCUGGAGCACGAGGGUCUUUAAAGGUUUAAUAAGCCUUCCCUCAGAAGAAACCAUGACAGAGGAACUUGAGAAAGAAAUGGAUGUGCGUCAAAACUUCACCUAUGAAAACAAGAACCCCCUCCAUGUGGACGUCAUCCCUUACCGGGACUCACUAGCCAAGCAAGUGGGGGCUUUACCAAACCUUUGGUGGCUCCUCCUGACGGACCCGAGGCUGGCAUUCCACAUAUUCCUGGGCCCGUGUACUUCUUACCAGUACCGCCUGACGGGGCCAGGAAAGUGGGACGGAGCCCGACAGGCCAUUCUCACUCAGUGGGAGCGUGUCUUUCAGCCUUUUCAGACCCGAAAAGCGGCACCAGAGCGCAAAAGCAGAUGUUCUCCUCAAGGACUUGGCAUCAUCAUGGUGGUUUUCUCAGGCGCUGCUCUGUUGACCUGCUGCUUCUAUAAGUUAGGUAAUGUUUCAUCUUGUUGCUCUUGAUGGGCUGUUGUUUUCAACACAAUUUUUAAUCAGCGUCAACAUUUUUAAUUAAAUGCACCUUAUGCUAAUCA